ACCAAUCAACUUUUAUUCAAAUCCAAAGUUUCAAAAAAUGCAAACUAUUUAUUUAAUAAAUUUGAUUGAUCCCCUCCCCACCUUACCUUUUCUUUUUUAAUUAUUCAUUCAAAAAGAUACACCACGCGCCAUAAAACACACUACACAACAAACAGCUCUCUAUCUCUGUCUCCUUUCUAUACUUCCCUGCUUCACUUUCAAACGCGCCACCGCACGUCGCCGCCGUACACCGGACAAAACAACACACAUUUUAUUACAACUCUCAGAUUGAUUGAUGAUGAAGUUGAAGGGAAGAACAAUAGAUCCCAAUGCGCCACUCGAUUACGUUAAACUACAAAUUUUUCCAAGCAAGAACAGGUAUGAGACAUUUGUGUGUAGUCGCAAUAAGACUGAGAAAGUAGCAUCUGGGACGUUGAAACAGCUAUUGUUGCAUUCACCUCGUGUAAAAGAUUUGUCCUCGAAAGGGUUAAAUAUAAAUUUCAAAAUUUUACCGCCUGGCAAUGUCAAGGAUGCUGGGUGGUUUACAGUGGCAACAUUGACAAGAUUUCUACGCAUUAUUGGUUCGCCAGACAUUUUUAGUAUUGGAAAUGAAAUUGCUCAACUAGAGGAGACCAGAAAAUUCCAAAUUUCAUUGUCUAUGAACGCUGGAAUUGAUAUUACAUCAUCGGUUGACUCCAAGAAUGAACUACUAAGAGCAGUUGAUUUAAGGCUCACAGCAUUGAAAGACGAAUUAGUUUCUGCCUUUGACAAGGUUACUGGUCAAAUCUGUUCAACUAAGGACAUCUUGGAUUUGGAAAAUUUCGCUCAUCAUGUUGGAGCCAAAGAUAUAAGGGAUUCAUUUCAGAAAUUUGUAGAAAUGGCCCUUUUCCCCACAGUUCAAGACUUGAGGAAUGAUGCUUUCAAUAAGACUGAAAGAAAUGCCCCUGCUCCUCACCUUUCGCUGUCAGACCCAUCCAUAACGUAUUGCGUCUCUCCAACGCAAGCUGCUCAACUAGAACAAAGUUCAACUGACAAUCAUUCUUGUAUUUCAAGUGAGGAGGACCAACCAUCUAUUGAGAGAAGUCGUACUCGUAUCAGAUCUGCAACACCAAGACGAUCAGCAUCUCCUAUGAGGCGAAUACAAAUUGGGCGAUCAGGAUCACACAGGGCAACUGCACUAACUAUUAAGAGCCUCAACUAUUUUCCUGCUAGGGAAAAGGUAUUGUUUCCGAGAGAUCUAGAUGGCAACAGUAGUGAUGAGGAAGAGGAGGACCCAGAAAAACCUGCAAAGAAAAAUGUACUAAGGAUGAGUGUACGAGAUAAAAUCAGUCUAUUUGAAAGCAAACAGAGAGACCAAACGGUAGACGUUUUGAAGACAAAGAAAUUGUUAAAUGGAAUUGCUGGUUCGAAAAAAGCUGUACUGAGAAGAUGGAGUUCAGGAAUGGGUGACAAUGUUACCCAAAAUCCCAACACUACUACCGAGACUUCGCCUAUCAUUCCCAAAAAUGAACCAGCAGAAGCAGAGUCUGAUAUAUUUAUUUAUGAAAGUCAAGUUUCGGCUGAGUUAGAGAAUAUUAAACCAGACUCACCUGAAACAGAAACAGCUGAAGAAAACUGUGAAAAGCAUCCUUCAUCCAUUGAAUGGAAUCAACAGAAGGAAUCAGAACUGGAUGAUUUAUUCAUACAAAUGAUGGAAAACAAAAAUAAGCCAGUUCGACAUCGAAAUCCCACCAGUGAUAUUACCAAAAGUAAGAUAUCUUUGGUGCCAAGAGAGGAAAGAGCUGAAAUUGUUGAUGAUUAUAAACAAAUGGGGGGUGAAAAGCGAAGAGGGAAAGCACCCCAACUUAAAGUAACUCACCAAAUCUUUAAUGAGAAAAAAUUUGAGAUAAAUUCCAAUAAUGUCAAUAAACUCCAGAAAGAGAAGGUUCGCAAAAACUCAACCCCGUUAAUGAGUUCCAGAAAGGAAGCCUCAAAGCCUUCUCUUAUGAAGAAGAUUCCAUCUUCUUUGUCUGCUACACGCAAGUCAUGCCCAUCAACACCCUCACCAAGACCCACAGGUGCAUCACCUACUAGAACCACACCACCAAGCAAAAACCCUCAGUCUGCAUCAUCAACUGAUCUGUUAACCACAAAAAGUGAGAUAACUCAAUCACGAUUCAAGACUACAAAGUCAACACCACCAGAUACCAAUAGAAAACUUAAAACUGAUAAUGAGAAGAAACAGGCAACAGUGACAAAAGCCAAGAAGCCAACUAAACCUAAUCUCCAGAUUCCUGAAGCUAAACUGAGAUUAUAUAACGAAGUUACCAAAAAAAGUGGUGUGGUUGCAUUAGAAACUAAGCCGUUUCUUCGAAAGGGCUCUGGGAUCAGGUCUGGUGCCAGUCCGGGUAUUAACAAGACAAAAGUUGUGGAUCAGCCUGAGGAAACAUCUAGGAGCGCUGGAACUCUAAUUCAAGCUGAGGAGAAUGAGGUAGCCAUGACUACUGAAAUAGAAGUAAAUCAGAAGGAAUGUGAACCUCAGGUGGUUAGCCCCACCAAAUGCGAAGAAUCAAUGAGUCCUAAUCAAUCUAGUGUUACAGUUGAGGACGUGCUUAAAAAGGUACCAUCACCAGACAUUAAAAAUGAUGAUGAAGUAGAAUUGAUGAUUUCUCCAAAUGCAUGGGUUGAAGUAGAAGAUGAUCAUCAAGAAGAGAUCAUUCCGUGCAUGGAAUGUGAAAGCCCAGUGAAAAUUGUGUCUCCAGUGAAAGUUGUUGAGCCGUGUGGACCUUCAAGUCCACAGGUACGUCACUCUUUAUCUCAAAUGCUUUCUGUGGAGAGCAGUGAAGAAGCUAGUAUUGGUGAGUGGGGAAAUGCCGAGCACCCACCUGCUUUGGUCUACCAAAAAGACUCACCAAAAGGGUUCAAACGGCUCUUGAAAUUUGCUCGAAAAACUAAACCUAAGUCCCAUACGGCUAGUUGGUCUAGCCCGUCAGCACUUUCUGAAGGAGAUGAUGAAUCUGAAGAGUCUAAAGGUCAAUCAAAUGUUGGCAGAUUUACAUCCCACAAUCACCCAAAGGUAUCGGAAGGCCUUGUCUCUGCAUCCAUGAGUACAACAAAAGCAACAAAAUCAUUCUUCUCCAUUCCAGUAUUUAGGGGAAGCAAGCUCCCUUAACACCAAAGAGCCUUAAUGAUCAUAAAGGACCGAGCUGUAAAAUAUACACAUGACCUGCUGCGAUACUUUGGGUGAAAUUUAGCUAAUAGGCCAGUUCAGAUUGUUAUUCCUUCCAUUUGUAUUGGAACAACUUCUCUUCGAUGUUAUAAGUUACAUGUAAAUUGUGCUCAUAUAUGCUACAAGUAAGAAUCCUUACUUGAAUGUGUACAUUAGAGAGUUAGUCGACUGAAUGAGGAUGGAUUACGAGCCUAGCCUGCAUUUUGUAUACUACAUACAGUUCUUGACUCAUUUUUUGUAUGAUUGCUAUUGUAUUAUUGUUUUAAGCCAUGAAAACAGUCGUUCAGUAGGAAUCGAUGACAUAGGUGUAUAUUUCAUUGUUUGGCAUAAACCAUAAUACCAUAUGACAUGUAUGUAUGUUAA
Erigeron canadensis is the source of this 3550-nucleotide messenger RNA. Its product is annotated as histone H3.v1-like. The transcript has 8 exons. Bases 275 to 3130 code for a protein of 951 amino acids. NCBI's taxonomy places the organism in Eukaryota, Viridiplantae, Streptophyta, Magnoliopsida, Asterales, Asteraceae. The record is from RefSeq and is a predicted model, not a curated record.